This is a messenger RNA of Oryzias latipes (Japanese medaka), 2441 nucleotides long. Its product is annotated as neuronal acetylcholine receptor subunit non-alpha-2. Gene Ontology annotation, biological process: monoatomic ion transmembrane transport. Gene Ontology annotation, cellular component: postsynaptic membrane. The record is from RefSeq and is a predicted model, not a curated record. Lineage: Eukaryota; Metazoa; Chordata; Actinopteri; Beloniformes; Adrianichthyidae. Gene Ontology annotation, molecular function: acetylcholine-gated monoatomic cation-selective channel activity; transmembrane signaling receptor activity.
AAUCUCCUCCUGCGCUGCUUGACGCCCAGCGCUCGGGAAUCACAACACGCGCGCGCCGCGCAUAUGCAGCCGCUUCUGCGUGCUGGAACCCGACAAGAGCGCGCAUUCAUCCGCUCAUCACCCGACCACGGAUGGGAGACUUGGCGUGUUUCAUAUCGGUGUGUGCGAUCUUCCCCAGCAGAACAACCGACACGAACACGGCCGUGAAGUGGAACCACGACUGAAGGAUGAAGUUGACGGUCUUCCUCCUCCUCCUCCUCUCUGCGUGUCCGCAGCUUUUCGCUGCCAUCACAGCUCCUAAAAGGUUUGUGUCCUUGGCGGAAAUGGAGGACGAUCUGCUCAAGAACCUUUUCCAAGGAUAUCAGCGAUGGGUGAGGCCCAUUCAGCGUCCCAACGACACCGUCAGAGUUCGUUUUGGACUCAAGAUCUCCCAGCUGGUUGAUGUGGAUGAGAAGAAUCAGCUUAUGACAACUAAUGUUUGGCUGCGUCAGGAGUGGAUUGAUUACAAGCUGCGGUGGAAUCCAGAUAAAUAUGGUGGAAUCACCUCCAUCAGAGUUCCUUCAGAAAAUAUCUGGCUGCCAGACAUAGUGUUGUAUGAAAACGCUGAUGGAAAGUUCGAGGGCUCCUUGAUGACCAAAGCUAUUGUGAAGUUUAACGGCGCCGUCACAUGGAUGCCACCUGCUAGUUACAAAUCAGCUUGCACUAUGGAUGUCACCUUCUUCCCAUUUGAUCGGCAGAACUGCUCCAUGAAAUUUGGUUCCUGGACGUACGAUGGAAAUAUGGUGGAUCUGGUUCUAAUGGAUAGCCAGGUUGACCGAAAAGACUUCUUUGACAAUGGAGAGUGGGAAAUACUUAGUGCCACUGGUGCCAAAGGAAAUAGGAAGGAUGGCUUGUAUUUCUACCCCUUCAUCACCUGCUCCUUCAUCCUGAAAAGGUUGCCAUUGUUCUACACGCUCUUCCUCAUCAUCCCCUGUUUGGGUUUAUCUUUUCUGACUGUGCUAGUAUUUUACCUCCCCUCAGAUGAAGGAGAGAAGCUGUCGCUCUCUACCUCUGUCCUUGUGUCUCUCACUGUGUUCCUCCUGGUCAUUGAAGAAAUAAUACCCUCGUCCUCCAAAGUGAUCCCGCUGAUUGGGGAAUACCUGCUCUUCAUCAUGAUCUUUGUCACCCUUUCCAUCAUUGUCACUGUCUUUGUCAUUAAUGUGCACCACCGCUCCUCAGCCACAUACCACCCCAUGUCACCGUGGGUGCGCAGCCUCUUCCUUCAAAAACUGCCCAGAUUGCUGUGCAUGAGAGGACACGCCGACCGCUAUCAUUACCCAGAGCUGGCCCCUGAAAGCCCAGCGCUAAAGUCUCGCUCUGGGGGCCGGAGAGGAAUCCAGCGGAUGAGCAGCGGAGGCCAACAGUCAACGUAUGAUGGGAAAGAAGAAGAGGCCUAUUCCACCAUGUUGGAGAAGGCCAUCUAUUCAGUGCGCUACAUCAGCAGACACAUCCGGAAAGACCACUUUAUUCGUGAGGUUGUACAGGACUGGAAGUUUGUGGCCCAGGUGUUGGACAGGAUCUUCCUGUGGAUUUUCCUGUCUGUCUCAGUUCUAGGCACCAUCCUCAUCUUCACUCCAGCUCUGCAGAUGUUCAUGAAGAUCCCUCCUCCAGCUCCAAGUGAGGAGCCACCUAUUAACCAUUGACAGUAACAGCAAUCCUUCAGGAAUCCACAAAACACACUGGCACUGAGCAAGAACUGUGGAUUUAUUUAAGAGGCAUUUUUUGACCUUCUCUUUUGAUUCAUUAAGUUCAGCGAUGUUUGUUCUAUGUCAGCAGUAAAAUUGUUGAACACUAAUGCUGAGCUCUCUCCAUCAUUAAAAGAACAGAAAUUCUAUUCUAGCCGUAAAGUAAGGAGCAAAAGCGCCCUCAACUUUAGCUUUUUUCAUUGUGUCUAAUUAAAAGCAUCUGGGAUUUAUUGUCAGUGAAGGUUUAACCUAAUUAUUGAUCAUUUUCUUUACUCUUUUAUUUUUUUCUAAAGCAAUGGCUGGAAAACACUAUUUCAAUUGUUAUGGAUUUACAUUUCACUGACGUAAAGGUUUUUUUGUUUGACUUUUACUGUAAAAUACACAAAUGACAAAAAUAUAUCUUCAUUUUACCUUCAGUCAUCAUGGCACCAUCAUUGAGCAGCAACAUUGCUGAAAGAACCCUGAGGUUCUUUUUACACGUUUAGAAACAUUUCUUGAUAAUAACUGCAUGUGAACCAUGAGGCACUGCAGCAGCUCAUAUUUCUGCUACUGCAGUUGACAAGACGAUCAUGCUUUUUUUUUCCACAUGGUUUAGUUAACUUCCAUAACCAUAAACAUGUACUUUUAUGUGUCCUGUCAGAUGUAAAACUUUAGUAAAAUUAUAAUGUUUUAACAUUUUACUAAACCAAUAAAGCUGUAAAUAAAUACAUCAGGGAA